AUGCGCGCCACCGGCCACGAGAUCAAGGCAAGCGCCGCUCAGCCGUGGCGGGUGGCCCAUGCUGCCGCCUUGCACCAGCGCGUUCAGGUGAGCCAUGUGAGCCUGCUGGAUGUCAACAAGAUGUUGGCGGGCGCUGCCAGAGAUGGACAGUGGCGUCUCGUGCUGCUCUGGCUUCAGUGUGCCCAGAUCAAGCUGGACCUGGUCAGUUUCAAUUCGGCCAUCACUGGUUUGGGGCGGGCGGCACGUUGGUUUCAGGCGCUGGACCUCUUCUCGCGCCUUUCGCCUGUCGCUUUGCGCCCCAGCGCUGUCUCCCGUACCUUGGUGGCCACGUCCACUUCAACCGAGAAGGCUGGCCAGAGGUGGCAAAUGUCCCUUUUGCUCCUUUGCGACGCGUUCGAGGACGCGGUCGCUUGCAGCACUGCGCUCAUAUCUUGCCGAGGCCGCAAUUGGCGUUUGCCCUUGCUUCUGCUCGCCAUCGCAAGUGCAAAGACGCUGCGGCCGAAUGCAGUGAUCCUCACCGCGACGAUGGCGAAGCAGACCUGGACCCGCAGUCUUCAGCAGCUUCAGGCCUGCAGCCGCCUGCGCCUGCGCGUCGACUCCGUGGCCUUCGUGGCCGCCGUGGCCUCCUGCGCUUGGAGGGGCUCCUUGGAGCUGCUGGCCUCGGGAAGAAGGUGUGGUCUGCCCGGCAGCUCGGCUCGCAGCGCUGCGGUCGCUGCAACCUCUGAGGCACUGCUUUGGGAAGAAUCCAUUGCAGUUUUGCUGAGUCCUCGCCGAUCAAGAAGGUCCGGUGAGAUCUCGCCACAAUACCGAAAGAAUGGGCUUUGCGGCUUUGUGUCGGCCAUUGCAGCAUGCGACGCCACUCGCCGCUGGGCGUGGGCCCUGGAGCUGCUUCACAGGGCCCCUGUGCUUGGAUUAGGCUUCGACUUGGAUGUGCUGAAUGCGGCCAUCAGCGCCUGCGAAUCUGCAUGGCGGCAGGCCUGGGCAACUCUAGGCGUGGCUGCAAAGGGCCUGGCAGCGCAAAGCCCGCGGCCAGACCUGAUUUCUUGGAACACGUUGCUUACCUGCACACCAUGGCCUUCGGCGCUGGAGGUUUUCCGCGGCCUGCGACGGCGAGGACUGCUUCCCGACGUCAUCUCGACGACUGCUCUGGUCACUGCCUGUGAAGAAGGCCUUCGGUGGUCCACUUCACUCACCGCGGUGUCUUUAAUGCGGGAGGACCGGCUGCCUUGCAACGUGCAGACUUUUACGGUGGCAGCGAGCGUGUGCCAGAGAGUCGGUCGACACAGGCUCGCAUUGCUCGUCUUGGAGCGCAUGCGCCUGGAGGGCUUGGCCUGGGAUGUGGCUGCCCUGAGUGUUGCCCUCCUGGCGUGCGAAUGGCUUCCUGCUUCCCCGGCUUGCUGGGGAUGGUGCAGCGCCGGCAAUGAGGUACGGGGCCUGUCCAGUCUCUCCGAGCAGCUGCACCGCACGGCGCUUCAGACCUUAGACAAGCGGAGAAGUUCCAGCAGGUGCUUCGCCGGCUUCGCCAAAGGCGUCGCAGAAGCCCAAGCUGCAGCCACACCCACCGGCGGGCUCUCGGAGCGAGACCGCGAGCUCUUGCAACAGCUGCACGAGCGCCACCAAGCGAAGGCCACGGCCAAGGCUGCGCGCUCCAAGUCUCCGCACAAGGGCGACCGUGGAAGCCUGUCACCCAAGGUGCACAGCCCGCGGGUUUCAUCGCCGGCAUCGGUCGAAGCAGAGCAUCACCACGCAACCACAGCUGCCGCCGUUUCUGCGGCAGUGGAUGAGCGUGAGAGCCCAAAGUCGCAGUGGCCAGAAUUGGAGCCUGAUGCUCUUCAGAACGAGGUUGCGGCCCGCGAGGUGGAGUUGCGAGUGCUCCGCCAGGAGCUGGAGACCCGCAGCCAGGAGGUGCUGCGCCUGGAGGGGCAGAUCCGCGACGCAGAGGACCAGCUCCGGCAAGCAGCAGGCCAGGUGGGGACGCUCUCUGCCAAGGCGGAGGUGGCCAGCGGCAGCAAACAGGCGGUCUUGCAGGCAUCAGCCAGGAACAUCGACUCACAGGUCAUGACUCUGAAGAAGCGCCUGGCCUCGGCUGAGUCCGAGCUCGCGGAGAAGGAUGACGAGCUGUCGGGCCUGCAAGAGGCCAUACACCAUGGAUCCCAGCAGGUUGCAGCCAAGGCGGCAGAUCUGCAAGCAAUGCAGCAUCAGCACAAGCUCCAUGGAAGCAAGGUGGCAAAGCUGCAGAAGGACAGUGAUCUGCUACACCGGCACAUGGCCAUCGAUCAGUGGCGUCACCAAGUGGAGGCGCUUGUGGAGCAGGAGCAGCAGGAUGCCGUAAUGGUCCGUGAGCGCCGUGAGCACCAGAGGCAGAUCGAGGUGUUCCAGGAGGAGAUCCUGGCGCUCCAGAGCUACCUCACGCGCAUGGAGGAGAAGAGCAGAUACCAUGCAGAGGAGAUCCAGCGGCGGAAGGAACUCUUGAAGGCAUUGGUGAUGGAGGAGCGACUCUGCGCGGCGGCGGCCCGCCUGGGCCACGAGACGGCGGACGAGCUGAAGCGUGGCCAGAUGGAGGAGCAACGCAUCCUCGAGGCACGUCUCCACGAAGAGAAGGGCCGCAAGACUUCUGUGGCAGCGCAGGCCAAGACCUACGAAGAGGUGGAGGCAGAUGCGCGACAGAACCAAGAGCAGCUGGCUGCCCUGACCGCUUGUGUCAGGCAGGCGGCCCAUGCCAUGCAAGAACGCGGUCCUCACGUUUCCAAGACCGCUGUGGACGACGCAGUCGACAGCUUCACCCAGAAGAUGCGGCAGCAAGGGGAGCUGGUCCCCCCAAUCAUCCGCUUGAGCCCGGGGCUGAGUUCGCAGUUGUAG
Molecule: messenger RNA, 2859 nt
Organism: Symbiodinium natans
Lineage: Eukaryota; Dinophyceae; Suessiales; Symbiodiniaceae
Source: the annotation of a GenBank genome assembly